Armigeres subalbatus is the source of this 1093-nucleotide messenger RNA. RefSeq lists its product as uncharacterized. Lineage: Eukaryota; Metazoa; Arthropoda; Insecta; Diptera; Culicidae. The transcript is spliced from 5 exons. The coding region runs from base 69 to 944 and encodes 291 amino acids. The record is from RefSeq and is a predicted model, not a curated record.
GUUAUAAAUCUCAUCCGUUGUGUAGCAAUCCGUUCAGUUGCUCUGUGUGUUUUGAAUCAAUAGCUUCGAUGCAUAGCUUGUGUAGGCAUUAUCAUAUAGGUGGAAACAUGUUAAAGUGCAUUUGCUUAGGAUUGCUUCUGUUAGUGAUAGAUACAUUUGGAUGUGAUAUCCCAACACGGCACUACAAAACUAUGAAAUGUGUGCCGGUCGGAUCAAACGCAUCUGGUUGUCCAUCCAGAUACGAAUGCCCAAGCUUGACCAAUCACGAUAAUUCCAAGUGUUAUUUUAAUGGAAAAUCGUAUGCACUGAACGAACAAGUCCCCAACGAAUUAGUUAAUCCAUACUGUUCGGUUCUAUGCUACUGUCAAAGUGGCUCACCUUUUGCAAAAUUUGUUUGCACACACAUAGAUUGCCCCGAAUUCUUCAACGGUAUUGAUCGUCAAAAUUGCAUUGCUACGUAUAAACCAGAUCGGUGCUGUUCAACAGGAUCAGUUUGCGGUGAUGACAGGAAAAAACUUGCGAGGUGCAUCAACCAGAACAAAGUAUCCUUAGCAGGUGAACGAAUGUAUCCAUCAUCGAACAAAUGCUUAAAGUGCAUCUGCCAUGCCGGCUACAAUGAGACAAAUGCUGCUAACGACCCCAAUUGCUAUGAAACUGUAUGCGGUUUCGAAUUAUUCUACGCCACCCAAGUCUACAACGGGGCCGCUCCCGUAUACUACGACGAUCAUUGCUGCCCCUGGGAGUGGAGAAUGCCUAAGGACUCAGACCGGUUGGUGACUGGCAAGCAAAAAACGAAAGAUUCUGCACUAACAUGCAAGUACGGAAAGUUGACGAUGAAUGUUGGCGACUCAUUGGUUCCUGAAGUUACAGAUCAGUACACCUACAAGUGUUCUUGUCAAAUUCCUCCUUUGGCUCAGUGCACUAUGGAAAAAAACAAAAAGUAAUUUUGAAUGUCGUAUAGGUACCUGAUUUUUUUUUCUGACGGAAAUAAAAAACAAUACAUAAUAUGAAAUUAUUUUUUAAUAAUACUUGAACAGUUACAUUUGUAUAACCUCGUGUCCCAAUAAAACAUACUUCAUUUCUUUAUAACUUU